This is a messenger RNA of Pomacea canaliculata, 5350 nucleotides long. RefSeq lists its product as uncharacterized. NCBI's taxonomy places the organism in Eukaryota, Metazoa, Mollusca, Gastropoda, Architaenioglossa, Ampullariidae. The record is from RefSeq and is a predicted model, not a curated record. Gene Ontology annotation, molecular function: nucleic acid binding; zinc ion binding. Gene Ontology annotation, biological process: DNA integration. Bases 2379 to 5330 code for a protein of 983 amino acids. The transcript has a single exon.
UUUGUCGUGAAAGAGUGGGAUAGGGCUGUAGUGUGGGUUUGUAGAUCUAUUUUACUCUAGAUAUGACGUAAUUUCUCGCUAGAAAUUACGUCAUUUUUACGUCAUUUACGCGUGUGCGGGUGGGAGCGUAGGCUCGUGGUGGCUGUGAGGCGUGAUUGGUUGUGGUGUGUCAGGUGGUAUGACUGGCCAACAAGACGGUUACGAGACUGAAAGAUCUAGAGAUGCAGGCUGAGCGUUUGGACUGAAAGAGAGAAAGAACUGGACGACAAGCUGGGCUUUACGAGAUACCUCUAGGGAGAGACAGUGAUCUUGACAUCUCAAGUCUUCCUUUGCAAUUGUCCUUCGCCGAACUACUGAGAGAAAAGGACCUCAACCUAGAAGGUGAUAUAGCCACACGGUCGUACCUGUGCGUUGGAAAGAACAACUUCGUCCGACCUGACGACCAAGUAACGGACAAGUGUUCCGGCCACUGGUAUCGGUGUUGCGUCCAUACCAAGAUCGUCGGCCUGCUAGCGACAGUACGAAGUGUACCUUCCUCGUACUCCUCUCGUCGCGUGCCGAUCUACAGAAGACCGAAGUCUUCGGACAAUAUUUCUUCUGCGGCGCGACGAGAGAUUACCAUACUGCAUCCGCCAUUGGACAGUGCAGUGACAGUUGUGCGUGUGUGUUCUGCAAGAACUAAUCUCCACACCACAAAGUCGAGAACACAGCUAAGUGGCGUGCGCAUAAGGAGUGUACGGGGAGAGUGUGUGAGCAGUAUUGUGUGAGGAGUAUUGUGUGAGGAGUAUUGUGUGAGCAGUAUUGUGUGUAUGACAGAUAAGGUUAGAUCUGGCUCUCAGUUAUCUGGACAUAAUAGAAGUAGGGGAAAUAAUUAGGUAAACGGGACGGUCUAGACAACGAUCAAGGGUUCAUACUUUGUAAUUGUAAUAUUUUUGGGUUUGUAUGAACUUCUGGAAAUAAUAAUUAACAUCUUUUAAUGCACUAAAUUGCCUCGUGUUUUACUUUGGGGUAUGCGUGCUUGGGGGCUCGAGCUGGUUAGAGUGGAUAAUUAAUAAGCAAUUUAGUGUGGUAGCACGUGGUAAGUGUCGACGUGGACUUGGUGGGGGUAUAGACGGUGUGUUGGACUGGUGAUAGAAAUCGUACCCCUUACCAAAUCUACGGACCCUGCCCCAGGUUUGCGACAUAGUGGUAGGCUCUGUCCGGGAUUGAAUUGAAUUGUAUCCCUUUGAAGUAGUCCAGGUAGCUGUGAGUCACUGUAGAGGCUGAAUGUGCUUUGGUAAUCAAGCCAAGCCUAGUAGCUAGCCUUAAGGUACACACUGUUUUGGUAUAUACUGUUGUAUAUUGUACGCACGUGCUUCGUGUCGCACGUGGCGAUUUGCAGCAUAGCCCGAAAUUGAUACCUGUGUGCAGGGCUUGUUGUAAGUUGUUUUAUCACACUAGCCGAGAGAGAGUCGGUGUGAUUGGGCAGGGUAUCUUGGAUUAGAUAGCCUGGCGAUUGCUGCCUUACUUGCUGUUGUCGCUAGCUUAACAGUGGAGUGAUUUCGUGUAAGCUAGUGGAGGGCACAGUGUGUGUGUAAGGAAGCAGAAGGCUGGUGUGGAGUGAGGUUAUUUUGGAGAAGAUAACCUGAUUGUUGCUUUGCUUACUUAACUGUUAUGUUGUUAGCUUAACGAUUGGGUGAUUUCGUGUAAGUUAACGUAAGACUGACAGUGAGUAAGUGUGUGUUAUAUUCCUGAUUACGAACUGUGUAGCUAGCUUGGCUUGGUUACCGUUGCUGCGAGCUUGACGAUUGUGAGUUCGUGGAAGCUAGCACAAGACAGGGGGGUGGUCCAUUCGCAAGUGUAGUUGCAGUUACGUGAUAGGACUAAGUUGCGGAGAUGGCAGAUAAGCUGCAGGCCGAAUUCGCUAAAACCGCUACUGAGAAGAGGGAAGAGUUCAGAGCGGAAGGGUUGAGGGCAGAGUUUAGCGGCAACAAACUCGAAAAGUUUGUAAAUGAUGAAAUGGCAAACUGGAGAGCAGACAAGAAAGCUUGGGAAGAACGGGAAGAGAGGGAACGCCAGGAUAGGAAAGAACGGGAGGAGAGGGAACGCCAGGAUAAGAAGGAACGGGGGAGAAGGAACGGGAGGAGAGGGAACGCCAGGAUCAGAAGGAACGGGAGGAGAGGGAACGCCAGGAUAAGAAGGAACGGGAGGAGAGGGAACGCCAGGAUAGGAAAGAACGGGAGGAAAAAGAGAGAGAACGCGAGGAAAGAGAAAGAGAGAGAGAACGCGAGGAAAGAGAAAGAGAGAGAGAACGCGAGGAAAGAGAAAGAGAGAGAGAACGCGAGGAAAGAGAGAGAGAACGCCAGGAAAGAGAGAGAGAACGCGAAUAUGAGCUGAAAAUGGCCGAACUUAAACUCAGAGCCGAAACGUGCGCGGAUAGAAGGUUGAGUAGCGGCAGUGAAAAGGAGUUGGUAAAUAGUGAGAGCGAUGCUUUGGGGGCUGGAAGAGGGACCGAAGUUAAGAUGGCGCCGUUCGAUUGUAAAACUGACCAGAUAGAGAGGUUCCUGACACAGUUCGAAAAGCUGGCCAGGGCGAGUCGGGUACCAUGCGAUAGUUGGGCGAUUCAGUUGUCAGGACUUCUCCGCGAUAGCGCGAAACAAGUCUAUCACCAGCUAAGUGACGAGUCGGCGGACGACUAUGAGGUCCUGAAAGCCGCUUUACUGAGGCGCUUCCAGGUGACAGCCGAGACUUACCGUCUCCGCUUUAGACAGGCAAAAAAAGAACAAGGCGAGACACAUGACCAAUUCCAUCACCGUGUGUUACACAAUCUAGACAAGUGGUUGAGUAUGGCUAACGUAGACCCGUCCGACCACAAGAGUGUGCGGGAGGAACUGGCUAAGGAAGUAGUGAUGGGCAGUUACCGGCCGGACUUAACAUUCCAUCUGGAGGCGCACGGAGCAGCCAGCCUUGCAGAAAUUGCAGUCGCUGCCGAGCGGUUCGACGCAGCGGAGCAGAAACGGUGGAAAGGGAGGAAGGAGGCUGAACGGAACGAAAAGCCCCCCAUCCAACCCAGCAACAAGGACGGCACUGUAAGCAAGACGGUAACUCACCCCAGGAACGGUGGUCAAACUACCGGAGAAAGACCGGAGGCUAAACGAAUGAGUAACAGUUGCUUCAAGUGCGGUAAAGAAGGUCACAUCUCUCGCGACUGCCCUCAACGGAAAGUGAAUGACCACGCUUCGCUUAAUACGUUAAUGGGUGGAGACAUACACAGCCUGGUGACUACAAGAGGUAUGGUAAAUGGUCAGGAGUACGACAUUGUGCUGGACUCCGGCUGCACGUACCCCGCAGUGAUUGACAGUCGCAUGGUCGCGCCAGAAGAUAGGACAGGUGAGAUGGUGGCGAUUGAGUACAAUGACCGGGACAUCAGGAAGUUUCCCGUGGCGUACAUUGACAUCGACUGUCGAUACAUUAGCGGAAGAAUCAAGGCCGCAUGUUUCGACAAUCCCAAGCACCCGAUCAUUCUGGGGUGUCGGCAUGUCAUUUGUCCGGAUCCAGAAGCUCAUUGCGCCGAGUUACAUGCUAUUACCCGCGCGCAAGCUGCUCGUAAAACCACCAUCCCUUUAUCGGUCGCCAGCCCCGUCGAGAACACCACCCCAGCUGAACUGCGGAAACUACAAGCCGAAGAUAACAGUCUCCAGCGGCUGCGAGACUCAGCUGUAACUGGGAAGACAAGAGUAAUAGGCGGCGAGGAGGUCAAAGUGGUAGUCAAAAGGGGAAUCUUACUGAGGCAGGUCAAGGGCAGAGACUUCGAACGGAAGCAAGUGAUCGUGCCCAAGGAGAAAAGAGUCGAAGUAAUGAGAUUGGCUCAUGAGGGUAUUUUUAGUGCUCACCACGGGGUGGCCGCCACUCGUGAGCGGGUCACCGCAGAAUUUUAUUGGCCAGGAGUUGCCGAUGACGUACAACGGUAUGUGCGCUCGUGUGAUAUUUGCCAACGGACAGCGACCAGAGCCCACGUUAAACCGGCCCCAUUAGGGGAGGUACCGGUAAUUGACGAACCGUUCAAGAGGGUUGCAAUGGACCUGGUCGGCCCGAUCAAACCGGCGACUGAACGAGGUCAUCGGUAUAUACUUACAGUGGUAGAUUAUGCCACUCGGUUUGCAGAGGCCACAGCUCUCAAAAACAUGGAGACCGAAACUGUGGCUGAAGCCCUACUGGAGAUAUGGGCAAGAAUCGGUAUACCUGAAGAGGUGCUGACCGACCAGGGUAGGCAAUUCGUGAGUGCAGUAAUGUCCGAAGUAAACCGCCUGUUGUCCAUUCAUCACCUGACGACGACGCCUUACCACCCUCAAUGUAACGGGCUCGUAGAGAGGUUCAAUGGUACUCUCAAGACUGCCCUGAAGAAGUUGUCGGACGAACGACCACGGGAUUGGGAUCGGUACAUUCCGGCGUUGCUGUUCGCCUACAGGGAAGCGCCACAAAGUUCGCUAGGGUUCUCUCCCUUUGAACUCGUAUAUGGACGAACGGUGCGAGGCCCCAUGGCCGUAUUACGCAAGCUAUGGACUGACGAGCAAGUGCAAGGGGAGGUGAAGACGUGUUAUGAAUACGUCACCGACCUACGGCAGCGGCUAGAAACCAUUAGCGAGCUUGCACGAGAGAAUUUGGGGGAAGCAAGAACCAAACAGGCCCAACAUUACAACAAAAAGGCGGUAGUAAGAGAAUUUGGAGUGGGGGACCGUGUGCUGCUACUGUUACCGACCGCACACAACAAGCUGCAAGUGCGAUGGAGAGGUCCGUAUUCCGUCACUAAGAAAUUGAGCGGCCUCAACUACCAGGUCAAAUUAGGAAACAAGGAGAAGACGUUCCACAUAAACCUGCUAAAGAAGUACGUCGAGAGGCCAGCCUCUUUACUUUUUGCCGCCGUCGUGAAUGAGGAAGAAGAACAAGACGCCGCAUCGGCCACCCAGCUCCCGAGCUGUCCUAUGGUGCAGAAAGAGACGCAUAGGGACGUGUGUGUCAGCAGUAAUCUCACCGCGGAGCAGAAGCAGGAAGUCGAAAACCUACUUGCUACUUACAAGGACGUCCUCACGGACAAACCCGGUCUGACUACGCUGACCGAAUUUUCCCUUACAGUGACCGACAACAGACCUAUCAAUUUAAGACCGUAUACGCUUCCGCAUGCUAAAUUAGACGCAGUUAAGGCCGAACUGCAAGAAAUGUUAAAGUUAGGGAUCAUAGAGCCAGCAGAGGGCGCAUACUGCUCGCCGAUAGUGAUGGUCAAGAAGAAGGAUGGAGUUACAGGUUUUGCGUGGAUUACAGACGUCUUAAUGCAGUUACCGAGUUCUUGCUGAACCGAUGCCCGGACCAGAAG